AUGUCUCGCUCGAUAAUAAUAGAUAAAUGUGCCUCCGAUUAUUAAUUACGAAAGAUGAAACAGAGAAGAGUAAAAGGAUGAUUCACAUCUCAGCAGUCAUAAAAGCAGACCACUGAACGGUGUGUCUGAUACGAAGCUCUCGUAGAAAUUUUUGUGUUUGUAUAUACAUUUGCACAUAAUAGAGUGAGCAGGGGAUUUCGAGAGUUCAUCAUUUCGUUAGCAAUAUCGAGAUUUGCUCAUGUAUAUAUUUAUGACGUGCUUUCGUUGAUGAGAGGAAUUUUUCUACAUUUAUUUAUAGUUCGUGUACAGUGAAACGUUAUAAAAAAGAAUGGCUUGUCUGCUGUCGAAUCCAGAAAAUAUCGAAAUUACGAUACCCAGCGUAGAAACUUUGGACGGUGUGACGUAUUACAACAUCGAGGUUAGAAUAGCCGAAGUAAAAUGGAAACUGAAGCACAGAUACAACGAAUUCGCUGAAUUACAUGAGUAUUUGGUUACGGAACACUGUGUCGAAAAGGAUAUACUACCACCGAAAAAACUCAUUGGCAACAAGAGCGAAACUUUCAUCGAAAAACGACGAAUUGCUCUGGAAAGCUAUCUCAAUGCAGUUUAUCAUUAUCUCAAAAAAACUAUGCCCAGGGAAUUUGUCCUUUUCUUAUACCUUCAUCAAUACGAUAUAUUUUUUAUACUCCAAAACAUGGCACUGGUAUUUUUUACCCAAGGCGAUAGUCUUUUGGAGUUAUCCAAGAGCUACGCUUUCACACCACUUCAGUUAUAUGCCAUCAGUGAGCGACUCAAACAACCCUGUCCCCCACUGGAGGUAGUGGAUAGAAAGUUUGAUUUCAGUCAUGUUCUUGAUUAUAAUUCUCAUUUGAAACAUCUGACAAUAGAGGCAACAUCAAUAUAUUUUGGCACCAGUAACAUAGAGCUUUCAACUUUGCCGAUAGAGUUGUCAACUUUUAAGAGCGUCGAGACACUGGUGGUGGAUAAUUAUCCGAUGGAUAAAAUCUAUGGAAUGGGCAACAUGAGAGAUACCGUUAAGCAUUUGGAAGUGCAUAACACGUCGCUUCGUAACAUUGUAGAAUUUGCAAUGUGCGAAGAAGUUCACAAGAGGAUUGCGAGUGCGAAUGAUUCACACGUGUGGCUCAAACUUUCGCAUCUCGAUCUCAGCAACAAUCGUAUCAAAGAGAUAGACGAAGCUAUAAAAUUACUGCCGCACAUAGAAACUCUCAUACUGAACAACAAUUUAUUGACUGAAAUAUCAAACGUUACACUGUUACCACGACUCUCACAAUUACACCUGGGCUCGAACAGUUUUAGCAAAUUACCAAACAAUUUGCACACGAAAUUGGGUAACAUUGUUUACAUGGAUUUGUCGCAGAACAAAUUGACGUCACUCGCGAGUUUUUCCAAACUCUAUUCGCUCGAAGGCCUCGACGUAAGCUGCAAUAGAAUCGAGAACAUCGAGGAGGUCAAGAAUAUUGGACACUUGCCGUGUUUGGAGAAUUUGAGGCUCACGGGUAAUCCCGUUUCUACGAUAGUUGAUUACAGGGUCAAGGUCCUAGAACCUUUUGGCAAACGCGCUGCUGACAUUUGCCUCGACAACGAGAGACCCAAUCAGAAAGAACUCGAUACCGUCGCUGUCCUUCAAGCACUUAGAAUCGCCCGCGAAGGCAAAUCUCCGACUUUCAAUCCCACAGAUUCGUCACUCUUCGCUGCUGAAAUACCCAGCACUUAAACCAAAAAUUCACGCGUUCUCGCUCUUUUCGAUUUUCCAAUGCGGUGCUUUUUGACUCUCCCUUUAUACUCAUCCACAGUUUCUUUUUUUCCUUUUGAGCGUACAUCUACUGUCAAUGUUUUUUGUACUUGGUCAUUUUUGCCAUCAUUCAAACCUUUGAAUUUUAAUUAUUCAAACAUCUGUUUGACGGUACUGAAAUUGAAAAAGGGAACUGAAUUGCUCCGUUGACGAACCUGAGUUUUUAGAAUUCCUAAAUAUCAAAUGAUCCAUUUAUUUCCCUUCGCUUCGUUUAAGUAAUCAAUCAUUUUUGUAAUCGCAACGAUUACAAAUAUUUCGGCCACAGAAAAGCCACAGCUUUUUCUACUCACAGCGAGACUAUCUAUUAAGAAUACGAAUGUAAAUAUUCAUAAAGCACGAGCAAGAAAUAAGUUUAUUGAACACACACUCAAGGGGCUCGAACAAAACGAAACAUUUUCAUCACUACACAAUUCUGAGAAUUAGAAUUGCGAACAAAUGAGAAAAAAAUAUCAAAAGUUUUUCAUCAAGUAUAAUUUUUGUCAUUAACAAAUUACGAGUUACAGUUUAAUCAUACUAACGGAGGGGGGGGGGGGGGGGCAAAGAAAUGCAUUCAACGAUGCAUGUAAUCAUCAUUCUUUCUGAUCACUCUUGCAACCAAAAUUUUGUAAGUUAUUUUUCGCUUGGGAAAGCUCUAUCGUGCGUGAGAUUCGAUAUUCACUCAACAGUAUCUCUGAUACCAAAUAAUUAUAGUGAGAGAUACAGUCACAAGAUAAAAUAUCAAAUAGUAUAUUUUGAAAAAAAUAAAAAUCACUUCUUACCAAGUACAUACGAGAGUUUCGAAGAAUACUUCUUACAAGUAUGUGAAUAAGGUCGAUAAGAGAAGAAAAAAAGGGAAUGUAAGGUUUUCCUCGAAUCGACGUUCGAGUGUCGAUAAGCAUUGUAUUAAUUGAUGCAUGAAUUUUUUACAUAACGAUGGAUAAUUCAAUGAGUAAGAAUCCACUGUACAUAAGAUGACAAAUUAUUUUGUUAAUAAAUUCAAUAAGCUGUGAUACUCAUGAAAA
Messenger RNA from Venturia canescens, 2814 nucleotides. RefSeq names its product nischarin. Gene Ontology annotation, cellular component: cytoplasm. Lineage: Eukaryota; Metazoa; Arthropoda; Insecta; Hymenoptera; Ichneumonidae. Gene Ontology annotation, molecular function: phosphatidylinositol binding; protein binding. The coding region runs from base 329 to 1735 and encodes 468 amino acids. The transcript is spliced from 2 exons. The record is from RefSeq and is a predicted model, not a curated record.